Messenger RNA from Ustilago hordei, 2475 nucleotides. RefSeq lists its product as uncharacterized. Gene Ontology annotation, molecular function: protein binding. The coding region runs from base 1 to 2475 and encodes 824 amino acids. Gene Ontology annotation, biological process: silent mating-type cassette heterochromatin formation. NCBI's taxonomy places the organism in Eukaryota, Fungi, Basidiomycota, Ustilaginomycetes, Ustilaginales, Ustilaginaceae. The record is from RefSeq and is a predicted model, not a curated record. Gene Ontology annotation, cellular component: rDNA heterochromatin; SHREC complex. The transcript has a single exon.
AUGUUGUCCGCAGAACAAGUCGCACAGGACGAAGAGAUUUUCCGUCCGGACGGUUUCAUCAAGAUCCCCCGCUCCGAUGGCGAUCCCAACUACGGCCCACCCAACACUGCCAUCCCCAGCAAAGACGAAGUGGAAGUCAACUACCACCACAUCUUCAAACGUGAAGAGAAGCGGCACGACAACUGGCGUGCCGCACUAGGCGAGCAGCUAGCCCAGCACUUCAAACUUCCCCCAACCUCCCGCAACAAGACCAAAUGGAAGCUCUACGAUUUCCCCACGCACUACACCUUCACCGAGCAGCGGAAAGGUCCAGCCAACGACCCACGCACUGAUCCGUAUCUUUUCGGCAGUCAAGCGCAUCGGUUCCGCUCGACAAAAGAGACGGUGGAUCACCUUGUAUGGUUGUUGAUGGAUCCUGAUAUGAACACUGCUAACUGUCGGUGUAGGUACUGUCAUAAGGGGCCACGUGCAUCGACCGGGGGUACUAGUACACCAAAGAAGGCUGCGGGAGGGACGAAGAGGAAGAAGGAUCCUGCGACUGCUUCUGCUGCUGCGAACGCUGGUCGGAAGGGAAGAAAGUCGCAGAAUGGAGAGGAAGCGGAGGUGCAGACUCAAUCUUCGAUCAUUGUUCGCGGGGCGGAGGUGAGUCGUCUUGUGCCAGGAGUCAGUAUUGCUUCGGUGCCGCAACGCGAUCAGGAGGUGAUGCAUGAGUAUAAGCGAGGCGAGAAGGAAAGGUUCAGGGUUGGAGAGGUGGUCUGGUGCGAAUUGGAUCAGCCGGUUGUUGAUCCGAGCAAUGCGGCAAGAAGAAUUACCGCUUGGCCUGCGGUGGUGUUGGAUCCUACGAUCGAGUUUAUGAGAAUGCUAGGGUACGAUAAUGACGAUGACGUGAAGAAAAAGACGAGUUUGGAAGCUAUGACGGCGCCGACGAGACGUGCGGUCUCGCCGCCGACGCUGGGUGGGGAGACGGAACAGAAGAUGUCGUAUCUAAUCACAUUCGCUGGGACAACGGAGAAGGUUAAGGUGCCUGGUUCUUCAUUGACGCCGUAUUUGAUGGGAUUGAUCUCGCAGGAGUUGAUCGAAAGUGAUUUGGGUACGAAGGACGACCAUCCUUGGUUGUUCAAGCAGAACGAGUAUCCGAAUAUGAAUCUGUCGAGGCAAGCGCAUCUUCCCCCGCCAGACUACACCAAGUCAAUGGUUGCAUUCGGGUUUGCGGUCGAGUCAGUGGCCUGUUUGCGUCAGCUAUACAACUUGACCGACGCCUAUUCUGGAUCUGACACUCCGGAAGGUGUGCUUCGAGACCUCGGUGCGUCGGGCGAUGCACCGCAGGGGAUGCGCUACUACCAAGGCAUCUACUUCGGUCUCGAACGUAUCUGGGUGGGCGACGUUGUCCGGCUCAAACUUUCCAACAGCGACAUCAAAAAACUGCAACGUCAACUCAAUUCCGCCGUCGUGGCGGAAAAGCAAACUGGCGCACCAGACCCGCCCGCAAUCAUCCUGGAUGAAGACGCAUCGUACGUCCUCCAACUAGCAGCUAUUUACGAAGAUCCGAAGAUGCCCAAAACCGUUCGUGUCUCAGGGGAGAUCUGUCAGAUUAUGACCGCGGCCAAGUACAAUGCUGUCAAAGCGGAGAUCGAAGCUAGCAUCAGAAAGCUUGAUCAGGAUGACAGUUUGGAUGCAGCAGCGAGACAGGAAGAGGCGAAAGCGUUGGAGGCUAGAUUGCCCAAGCCGAGCAUUCUGGUUGGCAAACCGGGCUUCCCUCCCAUGCCACCCCUUCCUCAAGGAUUCGUGAUGAUUUCGCUCAGCGAUAGGCUCCAGUCGCGCAUUCCGAAAGAAACGACGCUCAGUAUUGGACAUGUAGCAGGAAGAAUCUAUCCUUCGUUCGGUAUGCACUCGGAUGGACCAAGGGUGGUGGAGCAGAUGAAGCAGAAGCCGGAAGAUAAAAAGUUGGCAGCGGAUGAAGACACGCAGGUGGAGCUAAGGGCUAGGUUGAGUGUAGCGGGUUUGUUGAGUGGAUGUGUGAAGGCGAUGCGGGUUACGGUUCAUGCUUGGACUAGGACGGCGGCGUUCAAGGGGGCGUUGGCUAUGGCGAGGGAUAGGUUGAGUAGGGCUUUGACGGGUGAUUUCGAUGAGGAGGGAGAGGCAGUUGUGGAGGAUAAGCUGAGGACUCCGGCGAAGAAGAAGGCCAAAACAGCAGCGAUUGAGACUCCGGUUAAGCCUUCUGAGCAGGCUGCUGUUGGGGCGACUAGUCAGGCUGCACAGUCGACCCAACCGACACAGACGGAAGAAGUGGCUUCACAGCCAACACAAGUUGGAGGCGGUGGUGGGGCAGGUGCGGAUGUUGAAAUGUCGCCUUCGUCCGAAGAUGAACCGCCUUUAGCACCAGGAUGGGUCCCUAGGAAGUCGAGAAACUUGGGUAGCUGGUACUACGUCCAUACUGAGACGAAGAAGACUCAGUGGGAGAGACCUACCCUCUAA